CAACAACUAGACAAACGCAGCCAGUAGAAAAUUCCCUCUCCUACCAGCCGGUUUGAGUCACAAAACGGUUCAACGCCGACCCUACUGCAUUAGAUUACUCCUAUCAACAAGCAUUUCAUCCCAUCACGUUUCGACUUGGCAUCAUGGGGAGCAAGAAAAAUCUGAUGAAGGAAGUUAAUAAAAAUCAUUUACCCAAGUCAAAGCGAUUAAAACUACAACAAGCAAUUGAGGAAUCGGCCCGACAAGAACACAAGAGACGUCCUCGCCUCAGAAUAUCGAGAGUAGUGGAACAGAUCAACCAGACCAAAGGGGAUUGGAGGCACGAAAAGUCAAAACUAUUGUUCAUGCUGGGCCUUGGACUAACGCCAAUCCCGAACUCGAUCGCAGUGAUAUUUCCGUCAAUUCUGGUGCCGAUGACGCUGCUCAAGUCUAAGUCGCUCUCUGCAGAUAGUGAAAAAGCAAGAUAUUUCAAGGGGAAAAAGCUAAUAAGCGCGCAAAGAGUUAGGCGGUUUGAAAUAUUGCGGGAAUGGCGUUUACUAGUACCCCCAAAAAUAUAUGGAGACGUCGAAGUAAUUGAUUUGACUGAUGAUGACGAUGUUGAUUUAAUUGAAACGUUUCAGAGCGAUAGCUUAGUUACAUCGUGUUUCAAAAACGUACAACUUCAGGACCCACCACCACCACCGAUAUCAAAUAUAUUAAUUUCUAAAGUUAAAAAGUCUCGCGGUUUCUGUGAUCGUUAUCCUCUUAUGCAGAUUAAUACAGUUUUGAAAUGUCAAAAAUUGAAUGUCAAAAAUUCAGAGAAUGUUUGUAAAUGAAGAGAAAUUAUGAUUAAAAUUAUCAGAUUGAGAGUAGGAGAUCGA
Folsomia candida is the source of this 860-nucleotide messenger RNA. RefSeq lists its product as uncharacterized. The transcript is spliced from 3 exons. Lineage: Eukaryota; Metazoa; Arthropoda; Collembola; Entomobryomorpha; Isotomidae. Bases 144 to 815 code for a protein of 223 amino acids. The record is from RefSeq and is a predicted model, not a curated record.